Messenger RNA from Nomascus leucogenys (northern white-cheeked gibbon), 1433 nucleotides. Its product is annotated as sodium-coupled neutral amino acid transporter 5. Gene Ontology annotation, molecular function: L-glutamine transmembrane transporter activity; glycine transmembrane transporter activity. The transcript is spliced from 10 exons. Bases 1 to 1065 code for a protein of 354 amino acids. NCBI's taxonomy places the organism in Eukaryota, Metazoa, Chordata, Mammalia, Primates, Hylobatidae. The record is from RefSeq and is a predicted model, not a curated record. Gene Ontology annotation, biological process: glycine transport; L-histidine transmembrane transport; L-glutamine transport.
AUGCCCUGCCUGGCACUGCAGGAAGAGGUGGCUGCCACCCAGGGCAGAAAGCUGCCUGUCCAGCUGUCUUCUGUGAGUGUCUGCCUGACGGUUUCCUUUGGCUGGCAGCUAGGCACUGUGUCUUCCUGUCUCUCUAGGGACUGGUUCUUGAAGGGAAACCUCCUCAUCAUCAUUGUCAGUGUGUUAAUCAUCCUGCCCCUGGCCCUCAUGAAACACUUGGGCUACCUGGGGUACACCAGUGGUCUCUCUCUGACCUGCAUGCUGUUUUUCCUUGUUUCGGUCAUCUACAAGAAGUUCCAGCUUGGCUGUGCUAUAGGCCGCAAUGAAACAGCAAUGGAGAGUGAAGCUCCCGUGGGACUCCCCAGCCAAGGGUUCAACAGCAGCUGUGAGGCCCAGAUGUUCACAGUUGACUCACAGAUGUCCUACACAGUGCCCAUUAUGGCUUUUGCUUUUGUCUGCCACCCUGAGGUGCUACCCAUCUAUACGGAGCUCUGCCGGCCCUCCAAGCGCAGGAUGCAGGCCGUGGCCAACGUGUCUAUUGGGGCCAUGUUCUGCAUGUAUGGGCUCACAGCAACCUUUGGAUACCUCACCUUCUACAGCAGCGUGAAGGCGGAGAUGCUGCACAUGUACAGCCAGAAGGACCCGCUCAUCCUCUGCGUGCGCCUGGCCGUGCUGCUCGCGGUGACCCUCACUGUGCCAGUCGUGCUGUUCCCUAUCCGCCGGGCCCUGCAGCAGCUGCUUUUCCCAGGCAAGGCCUUCAGCUGGCCACGACAUGUGGCCAUAGCUCUGAUCCUGCUUGUUUUGGUCAAUGUCCUUGUCAUUUGUGUGCCAACCAUCCGGGAUAUCUUUGGAGUUAUCGGGUCCACCUCAGCCCCUAGCCUCAUCUUCAUCCUCCCCAGCAUCUUCUACCUCCGCAUCGUACCUUCUGAGGUGGAGCCUUUCUUAUCCUGGCCCAAGAUCCAGGCCCUGUGCUUUGGAGUCCUGGGAGUCCUCUUCAUGGCUGUCAGUCUAGGCUUUAUGUUUGCCAACUGGGCCACAGGCCAGAGCCGCAUGUCUGGACACUGAUCAGGCCCUGCUGGCCCAGGUCCCUGUGCGCAUGCACAUGGAGGGGUCGGGGCCACUCCCUAGGGUCCCUCCUGCCCGGCAUGUGGAGGUGGCUGGUUCCCAUGAACGUGGUUGUCAGAGGCGGGGGACAGCAGAGGUUGCAGACUGGCCCACUUCCCUCCUCCCCAGGGAUGCCAAGCUUGGAUCAUGGCCCUAAUCCCAACCCCAACCCCAUGGGAGGAGGAAGAGGAGGAGGAAGAGGAGGAGGAGGAGGCCAGGUCCUGGUGGAGCCUUUACCCAGCCCAGUCCUCUCUGCCUCCUCCUGGCUGAAGCUGUUUGUCAGGAUUACCCUCGGGCUAAAGAGGAAAAAUAAAGAUGUUGAGCUACCA